GGACCACCCAGCUGGCAAAAUAUCUUUGCCAGAACAAUUGAACUGGACGGAGACGCCAAUCUGCCAGUUCACCAAGAACUCCGGCGGCCGCGCGCCGGUACGUGACGUUCCCGGCGACCGGCACCCCGUCGAUCGAUGAUUCGCUGCCAGCCGCAGCUGCCCAGCCCAUGGACCCCUCCCGCUCAUCCAACACCCUCGGGUCGAGAAGCUCUCUGACGCUCGGGGAACUCGCAUGCAUGGCAUUGUUCCCGGUGCUCGCCGUGGUGGACGCGGUCGCCCUCGCCGCCGCGCACUGCUUCCAGAGGCGCCCGCCCGCCCUCCGCGCCCACGCGCGCCAGCGCCAGCGCCACCGAGCCAGCGGCCGCCUCACGUUCCGUGAGCUCGCCGACCUCGCCGACGAGUCAUGCUGCUUCUCGGUGAACGAGGUGGAGGCCCUGUACGAGCUGUACAAGAAAAUCAGCUGCUCCAUCAUCAACGACGGCCUUAUCCAUAAGGAGGAGCUGCAGUUAGCUUUGUUCAUGACACCGUCAGGCAAGAAUCUGUUCUUAGAUCGGGUUUUUGAUCUUUUUGAUGAAAAGAAAAAUUCUGUUAUUGAAUUCGAAGAGUUUAUCCAUGCAAUAAGUGUGUUUCAUCCAAAUGCUCCCAUGGAAGAUAAAAUUAAUUUUUCCUUCAGAUUAUACGAUUUGAGGCAAACUGGUUUCAUUGAGCGUGAAGAGGUGAAGCAAAUGGUUGUUGCUACUUUAAUGGAGUCACAGGUUGAGCUGUCUAAUGAGCUUGUCGAAGCGAUACUAGACAAGACAUUUGAGGAUGCUGAUACCGAUGGGGACAACAGGAUUAGCAAGCAGGAGUGGAAUGCUUUUGUAUUGCAGCAUCCAUCUGUUAUAAAGAAGAUGACGCUGCCUUCCCUCAAGCACACUACGUCAGCGUUCCCCAGCUUCGUUUUCAACACACAAGUCGAAGACUAGUGUGAAGCACAUUAGGUGGUGCAGGACGGUAGCCUUGCUCAGAACAGAAGAUGUACAUUCUCCAGCUCAACGAAAUACACCUAUGUCCACCCACACGAUCUGCCGCAGGAGGCUGGCAAUCUCAGUACUCGCUGUUCGUAAUUGUCAUGUGUAGCACGUUCGUUCGUUAAGUCUGCUCUCUGCCUUCUGUGUAUAAAUCAGGCAGCGACACCUUCUAGAGCCAUUCCUUUAUUAGAUGGGUAUUCUUGCAAGUGUUUUGUUGUGUUGCCUCAGAUUGUAUUCCCAUAUUAUAACAUUUUAAGGGCUUAUUUGAUUUAGGGAUUUAAAAAAAUGCAUGGUAAGAAAAAAAGACAUUAUAGUGGCACAUCCUCUUGAAUUCUAC
Molecule: messenger RNA, 1347 nt
Organism: Hordeum vulgare subsp. vulgare (domesticated barley)
Lineage: Eukaryota; Viridiplantae; Streptophyta; Magnoliopsida; Poales; Poaceae
Product: calcineurin B-like protein 10
Exons: 9
Coding region: 168-965 (265 amino acids)
Biological process (GO): calcium-mediated signaling
Molecular function (GO): calcium ion binding; kinase binding
Source: RefSeq, a predicted model, not a curated record